AUGGCCUCUGUAGCUCUACUUUCUUCUCAUCAUUCUCCGAAUCUCUUGCAAUUACCGGUUCGCUACCCGCAAUUUCAUCUUAUUUUAACGGGGAUUGAACCAUCGCAGUCAAAAUGUGAGUUUUCUGGAAAAUUGUUGUUGUUGCAAAGGAGUAAGGAUUUCCUGCGCUCGUUUCCAGUGAAGAAAGGUGCAAUUAAGUGUUUUUCGGAAUCCAAGGAGAGAGAGAGUGUGACGGAAGUAAUAAAUAAGUAUGGGGGUGAUUUACUCGGUGAUGACGUUUCUGAUGGGGAGGUGAUUGGUCAGGAAUUCUCCAACGUUCCAGUUGGUUCGGUGAGGAGUCCGAUCCCGAAUUCUGUCUCUGGGGAUUCGUUGAAUCUUGGAAUUCGUGAACCUGUCUAUGAGGUUGUGGAAGUAAGGUCAGAUGGUAAUGUAUCUACCAGAAAAAUAAUGAGACGACACUUGUUGAAGUCAAGCGGUCUCCGUCCUCGAGAUAUUAGGAGUGUUGAUCCAUCAUUGUGGUUAACCAACUCAAUGCCCUCUUUGCUGGUACGAGAGCAUGCAAUUUUGCUGAACUUGGGCUCUUUGCGAGCGAUAGCAAUGCAAGAAAAUGUUUAUAUAUUCAACUAUAAUCGUAAAGGUGGAAAAGCUUUUAUUGAUGUGUUGUUACCCCGCCUAAAUCCAAAGAACAUGAAUGGAGGAGUAGGACCAUCAAUGCCAUUUGUCCUUGAGGUGGUUGAAGCAGCACUCCAUUCACGGAUACAGCGUUUGGAGCAGAGAUUAUGGGAAUUAGAACCACGUGUGCAAGCUUUACUUGACGUUCUGCCAAACAGAUUGACAGGUGACAUAUUGGAGGAACUUCGAAUUAGCAAGCAGAGUUUGGUUGAAUUGGGCUCACGAGCGGGGGCACUCAAACAAAUGCUGCUUGAUAUUCUUGAGGACACACAUGAAAUACGACGUAUUUGUAUUAUGGGAAGAAACUGUACUCUUCAGAAAAAUGAUGAGAUGGAAUGCUCUGUUCCCCUGGAAAGGCAAAUUGCAGAGGAGGAGGAAGAAGAAAUUGAAAUGCUUUUAGAAAACUCUCUCCAAAGAUGUGAAUCUUGUCAUGGUCAGGCAGAGAGGCUUCUUGAUUCAGCGAAAGAAAUGGAAGAUUCAAUUGCAGUUAACCUUAGCUCUCGGAGGCUUGAGGUAAGCAGAGUGGAACUUCUUCUUCAGGUUGGAACAUUUUGUAUUGCAGUUGGUGCUCUAGUUGCAGGUAUAUUUGGCAUGAACUUGAAGUCCUACCUUGAGGAGCGUGCGUUUGCAUUUUGGAUAACCACUGCAGGAAUUAUUGAAAAGGAAAAUACUAUAAACACAAUAAUAGAACGAUGUCAUUUUUAUAGGGAACCAUGGAGACUGCUGACUGCUAAGCAAGGAGAAACGGAGAGAUGA
This is a messenger RNA of Fraxinus pennsylvanica, 1428 nucleotides long. Lineage: Eukaryota; Viridiplantae; Streptophyta; Magnoliopsida; Lamiales; Oleaceae. The record is from the annotation of a GenBank genome assembly.